Molecule: messenger RNA, 4596 nt
Organism: Elgaria multicarinata webbii
Lineage: Eukaryota; Metazoa; Chordata; Lepidosauria; Squamata; Anguidae
Gene: PLA2R1
Product: phospholipase A2 receptor 1
Exons: 30
Coding region: 1-4413 (1470 amino acids)
Cellular component (GO): plasma membrane; signaling receptor complex
Molecular function (GO): signaling receptor activity
Source: RefSeq, a predicted model, not a curated record
AUGUUUCGUAUGAAGUUCCUCCAACUCCUCGCUUGCUCCGUGCUGCUAGUUUGCUCCAGCUUGGCGGAAGGGGAGCUCGCAGCUUUGACGAGGGACCAAGUGCCCUACUUUUCGAAGAAAGGGAUCUUUAUUAUCCAAAGUGACUACCUUGACACAUGCAUUAAAGCUGAUACAUCCAAGCUCAUCCUUGAAGACUGCACUCACUUUUCCAAAUACAUGUUAUGGAAAUGGGGUACUAAGCAGCAACUUUUCAACAUAGGCAGGAGUGCUUGCCUCGGACUGGACAUCAGUAACAAAGAACAGCCUUUAAUCAUGUCUGAAUGUGAUUCAGUUCAACAUUCACUAUGGUGGAAGUGCCAUGGAAAAGGGUUGAUUGGUGCAUCACAAUACAAAUUAGCAGUGGAAAGUGGAAAAUUUGUUGUGGCAAAUAGAACUUCCAACUAUGGAUGGAAACAGUUCAUGUCACCUGAUGGAGAACUUUGCGAACAUGCAUUUGAAGAAACAUAUACCAUGUUGGGAAAUUCCCUUGGUUUGCCUUGUGUUUUUCCAUUUAAAUUCAACAAGAAAUGGCACUAUGAAUGCAUCAGAGAUUCCAGAGAAGAUGGUUAUCCUUGGUGUGCGACAACAAGUCAGUAUGAACGAGAUGAAAAAUGGGGACUUUGCCCAAAUUCUGAGACUGGCUGUGACAUUUAUUGGAAGAUAAAUGCAGACACUCAGAUUUGCUACCAAUUCAAUCUUCUUUCUGUUCUCUCUUGGAAUGAAGCACGUGUUGCAUGUCAGGGACAAGGAGCAGAUUUGCUAAGCAUCAUAGAUAUGACAGAACAGACGUAUAUUAGCAGCCUAAGUGAGCAGCUGAACAGAAACAAGGUCCUGCUGUGGACAGGCUUAAAUCAAUUGGAUGAAGCUGCUGGCUGGCAGUGGUCAGAUGGAACACCUUUGGCACUGGUGAACUGGAGACCAGAUCCCACUGACCAAUCUCUUGGGCAACAUCACUGUAAAGCAUUUAACUCAAAAGUACAACAAGACUGGAAAAGUUACUCAUGUGAAUCUGGACUACCAUACGUAUGCAAAAAAUAUUUAAAUGCUACUAAACACGAAGAAUUUGAUUCAUGGAAAUUUUAUCCUACUGACUGUGCCCAUAAUUGGUAUCCAUAUAAUCGUUACUGCUAUAAACUUCAUAAAGAAGAAAAGAACUGGAAUGAAGCUUUACUCUCCUGCCAGGAUGAUAAUAGCACACUCAUUAGCAUAACCUCUUUAGCUGAUACAGAGAUGCUCAUUAACCUCCUUGAAUAUGAAAAUGUGACAGAAACUUGGAUUGGACUGAGCGGUAGUAAGACCCCAGUUGAAUUUUCAUGGUCUGAUGGAUCUUCAGUAACCUUCACUUACUGGCACAAACAAGAGCCAAAUGUCCAUCAGAGAAAAAACCAGCUUUGUGUUUCAGCUCAGCAAUGUGAGGGACGAUGGAAAGUUAAAAGUUGUACAGACAGAUAUUUUUAUAUUUGUAAAAGAGCAGGAACUGUUGGAAAUCUAAUUUCUGAAGCGCAAUCAGGCUGUCCAGAGGGAUGGGAAAGGCACGGUGGAUAUUGUUACAAUGUCGACAUGACCCCUCGAAGCUUUGAACACUCAUCCGGUGGUUAUUAUUGUCCCUCACUUGUAACGGUAAAGAGCAGGUUUGAACAAAGUUUUCUCAACAGUAUGAUUCACCACACUGUGAAAAUUGAUACCCCUUAUUUUUGGAUAGCAUUACAAGAUCUGAACAAUACAGGAGAAUACACUUGGUUAACUGAAGGUGGAAAUAUGCAUCUUAAGACCUAUACAAAUUGGGGAAAAUAUCAGCCCAGACAUCCUGGAGGUUGUGUUGUUAUGCGACAGGAGAAGCCCAUUGGCGUUUGGGAGGUGAAAAACUGCACAAGCUUCAAGGCUAUGUCACUGUGUAAGCAAGAAGCUAAAUUCCAUGGAGAAAAUGAAUCUAAUGAAGAACCACAUUUUGAACUGCCUUUUAGUUCUUGCAUGUUUGGAUGGGAAUCGGACCACAAUUUGCUCAACUGCUACAAGGUAUUUCACAGUGAAAAAAUACUAAUGAAAAGGUCUUGGGAUGAAGCAGAAGCUUUGUGUCAGGAUUUUGGAGCACAUCUUGCCAGUUUUACAAAUGCCUUUGAGGAGGAUUUCUUGAACAAACUUUUGAAUACAAUGUUUGAUAUUGAUGAAGAAAGACAAUUCUGGAUUGGACUUAACAAAAGGAACCCAUUAUCUGGAGGAUCCUGGCAAUGGUCUGAUGGCACUUCCGUUGCAUCUGCCUUUUUGGAGAAUGCUUAUAUUGAAGAUAAUGUGAGGAGCUGCGCUGCAUAUAAAAUGAAUGGAACAGUCUUGCCACUACGUUGCAGUUCAGAGCGUGAAUGGAUAUGCAAAAUACCAAAAGGUGUGAAACCCAAGAAUCCACAAUGGUUCAUCAAUGAGCCAUCAUGGUUUUAUUAUCAAGGAGCAGAGUACCUUUUUUAUGACAGUGCCUCAGACUGGCCUACUUUCCAAUUUGUUUGCGGUUGGUUCCGUGGUGAUAUAGCAACAAUACAUUCCUCUAAAGAACAAGAAUUUAUUCAAAACAGAAUAAAAAAGAUAUCAAAAUCUUAUAACAAUUGGUGGAUUGCACUGCAUUCAAGAGUAUCUAGUGAAGGAUUUCGAUGGAUAGAUGGCUCACCAGUAUUAUAUCAGAACUGGGAAGGAGGUGAAGAGAGACCUAACCAUGCUCAGGGAGGACAAUGUGGUUUUAUUUCUUCCAAAACAGGUCUUUGGGGCUUUACAAAUUGUACCCUUUCUCUGCCUUGUAUCUGCAAACGUAAAAAGAUAUGGACUGUUGAGAGAGAAAUACCAAAAGAGGAGAAUCAUCAUGGAAUGUGUCCGAAAGGAUGGCUGUACUUUGCAUUCAAGUGCUUUCUAGUGCAGAUUUCAAAAGAUCCAAAAUACCUGAAAAGCUGGCAUUCUGCGCAGACAUUUUGCAAUAGCCAUGAUGGAUCACUUGCUUCAAUCGAAAAUGAAGUUGAACAAGCUUUCAUCACAAUGAACUUGUUUGGUCAUAAAUCUAAUGUGUGGAUUGGUCUGCAGAGUAAUGAUGAUGAGAAAUGGGUUAAUGGUCAGGGAGUGGAAUAUUCCAACUGGUUUCCAGGAGAAGUGAUGCAGACUCGCCAUAAUUACAGUGCUGAUAAACAAGAAAAAGCUCCACAGUGUACUUUGAUAUUAAAUAAUCCUAGUUUCAGUUUGAUGGGGAAAUGGUACCUAGAAAACUGUGAAAAAAGUUAUGGGUUUAUCUGUCAGAAAGCUCAAGAUACAUCCAGACGUGUGAUAGACCCUUCAGUGAUGUUUCCAGUACCAAAUACUUUAGAAUAUGCAAACAGGACAUAUACAUUAAUCAGUGGCAAUAUGUCUUGGUACACGGCUUUAAAAACUUGCAAAGAAAAAGGGACUGAAUUGGUCAGCAUUACAGACCACUAUCACCAAGCCUUCCUCACUGUAAUUAUAAAUCGACUGGACUAUGCUCACUGGAUUGGAUUCUCCACUUCAGAUAAUGGUCUUAACUUUGAGUGGUCAGAUGGUACCAAGCCUUUUCUUACAUUCUGGACAGAUGAGGAAUCACAAACUUCAGGAAACUGUGUUUACAUUGAUAUAAGUGGACGCUGGAGAAGUACUGACUGUGAGACACUUUUGAAUGGAGCAAUUUGCCACAACUCACCCAAGAGCAAACCGAUGGAAUAUAAAGGAUUGUGUGAUGAAAAAAAAGUCCCUUGGAUAAAAUUUGAAAGCAAUUGCUACAGUUUUUCCACAGUUCUAGAAAACUUGAACUUUCAGGAAGCAUUUGACUUUUGCAAAAAGGAAGGUUCUAAUCUUCUGACUAUUAAAGAUGAAGAUGAAAAUGCUUUUCUUCUGGAACAACUAUAUUCUUUUGGGUCCUUGGUUGAAAUGAUUUGGUUGAAUAUCAAGUUUCUUACUGAUAAUAAUACAGUGGUAUGGUUUGAUGGCUCCCCCAUUCAUUAUUCAAACUGGGACAUUAAAGAACUUGAAAUGGGUCAGAUGAAAGGAAAUGUUUGCAUUGGUUUGAGGACCAUAGAUGGAAUCUGGCAAUUAUCUCCCUGCCAAGAAAAAAAAGGAUUUGUAUGUAAAAACAAAAUAGAUUAUCAUGAGAUUACAAUACAGCCAGCGAGAGUAUCGUACCGAAGAGUUAUCGUGCUGGUGGUAUUACCCACAUUGGUGAUAGCUGCCAGUGCUAUAUCUACUUGUUUGUGGUGCUUGCACAGACCCAAUCAUCUCUUUAGAAGAUUGCUGUGGUUCAGAAAUGCCUGUCCUGCUGAAUCGAACUCUGAAGUUCCUGCCAUUGAAGAAAGCAUCCUUAUUUCUAACCUGGAGAGAGAUGAUGACCUUUAACGGUGCCGUAAUAAGGAUCAAGAGCAAAUUCAUUUAAUACACCUGCCAUUGUUGCCAUUUUUAAAAUAAAAACUCUUCAAUCUUUUAUUUCAUUUCAUGAACUGAUUGCAGCUUAAGAUCCGGUCACCGUUUGUUUCAUUCAUCCAAUUUUAAAACUAAUGAUUUAGAAUGGAAUAAUCUUGU